Molecule: messenger RNA, 1047 nt
Organism: Penicillium griseofulvum
Lineage: Eukaryota; Fungi; Ascomycota; Eurotiomycetes; Eurotiales; Aspergillaceae
Exons: 1
Coding region: 1-1047 (348 amino acids)
Source: RefSeq, a predicted model, not a curated record
AUGCUGCACAUCCCGGCACUUCGAGGCGAAUAUGGUCAAGAUCUACUCAGCGAUGACACAAGUCCCGAAAAAGGCAGCCCUAAAUUCGAGACGGAGUGGACUAGCGAUGCUCUCUGCGCAUUCGACCGUGUUUGGAAUAACCCAGCAAGGAGAAAGCAGCCCAGCUAUUUCCGACCCGGAAGUCCUCCAGUUCCACAUGGCGCAUCAAGCAGGACUACUGUAUCCCAAAGCAGACAGACUCUGUCUCCAAACAUCAAUGCUGCUCCAUACAAAAGGAUAACGCUAGAGCAAUCUCAUCAAUAUUGGGAUACGACGGGGCAACACUCCCAGCUUACGCGCGAGACAAUAUCCCGAUUCUACAGUCCGUACCGUCUGGAAGAAAAGCUCCUCGGCCCCGAGAACUACAAGGAUUGGGCGGACCGGAUGAAGAAGCAACUCGAGCAGUGUGGCGGGUUGUGGAUCACUGGUACUGAUCUCAUGCAGGCGCACAGCUUAAGCACACGCAUCCAGCCUAGCCUGAAUCUCUGGAUGAUGGUUUUCAGCAACGUGUCACAGCCCAUACAACAAGAACUGUGUGCCCUAGAGGCAUUAGAUGCACCAGAGGCAUGGGGAUUUCUGGAGAGGACAUACGGAAGAGACAUUCCCAUGAAGAUGCGUUCAGUCAAGGGUCUACGGGAUAUCAUGGGUAUCAAGUAUGACGAGUGUGCGUCACUGAAAGAAUACAUAGAGAAGAUGGUGUCGUGCAGCCGAGCAGUUCAAUGUAACCGCGGAGAGAAAGAUGAAGACGGAGUGAAAGAUAAUGGCCGCGGAAAGAAUCGCGGCCAUUUGAAAGGGGGUGGGACUAAUGAAUGGCUGUGGUGUCAGUUCAUUUUGGUGAAUCUUGGUCCGGAGUGGGAGUCUUGGGUGUCUGAGUUGGUUGGGAAAUUCGAGGAUAAAGAGAGAAUGAAUGUUGCAAUAUGCACUUUCAGGGGACUCUUUCCGAUCAUUGAAGCAGAACAGGCACGUCGCAUACAAGCUUCUCGUUACACGAAGUAUGGUGGUGCGUGA